UAUAGGAAUUCCCAGAUCUUCAUAAACAGAUUCUCUUUUAAAUGGUGCAAAAGUAUUUUCAACUGUAUAACGAUUUUAAAUAUUCAGUUAUCAUAUGAAAGUUAAGUUUUCAAAAUAAAUGUAAAUUUAUUUGUGUCGCGAUUGAGUGUUCACAUGUAAUAUUGCGCAGAAAGCAACAACAGCGUUUUCUCGUGCUGCGAUUUAUGCGUAUAGUGAUUCCGACAUAUGAAAUUUACCGAUUAAUUUGCGUAAUUUAUUGUAAUGAAUAAAGUUUUUCCAAUUCGAUCACUUUGAUUCACUGUAUCGAAACAUAAAUUCUAUCCGAAAACUCACAAGUGAAAUUAAGAUUAAUUGUGUGGACACCUCAAUGUAAUUUCAAAUUAUAAAUCGAUAUUCUCAGAUGUAGACGUCUCGCACUUAAUGGUAUCACACAGUAUUCUCUACCGCCUACAGAACAUUCAACAACAAACGAGCAAUUGAUUAAUGCAACCGCUAAUAAGUACACAAAGCGAAAUUUUCUUGAUGCUACAUAACUACGUGUUGCUGACAGUGACCGCAGGAAAAUAGACGACUUUCGGAAUCAUAUCAGUUGCGAUAAGUGGAUGAUUUGCUUAAUACCCUGAAUACGGUAGCUCUCUCAAAUGAGACAAUUAAAGCAAAGCCGGCUCAAGAAAAAAUUUGCCAGAGGAGCAUGAAAUUAUCUUUAUUCUGUAUGUACACAUAUAUGUGCGAAGAUAAUCGCAUACUGUGUGAAAUACGAUUCUAAAGCCAAAGAAUAUACGUGGAACGACGACUGCUCUGAUAGAUGUUACGCCCGAACUUCCCUAAAUUUAUGAAUUAGUUAUGUUUUUGACGCGAAAGCGGAAGUUUCUUAAAAGUGCCGCCUAACUUUUACCUUUGACUCUUUUACUCAUCAUAAUUGACUCGCUAGAUUCUCCUCAUUAAGUUACUCUACUAUUUGUUAACGAAACAGUGACGUGUAAUUAAGUAUUUUGCGAAUAGAGAACACGACCAGUACAGAAAUGUAUGGAAUUCAUCAGAUUGUAAAAGAUAUCUUCUGGAUAACUUUAGUUCCUGGACUUUUCGUAGCGUGUUGGCUGGCAGGGGUAAUUGCCUACGGGUCGUUAAAAUUGAGUUUAUUAUGCUGCUUUAUAGUGUUUGUUAUUCUGCCGUUGCUGUUUAAGUAUUCGGUGUCAUUGCAGCGAAAUAUUUUGUUUUUAACUUUCGUGUCAUAUCCACGAGAUUUGGAUUUCAAAAGACCAGAUAAGAUAGACCUCUAUGCCACUCGAAAUUUCUAUGUGGAAGUGAAGGACAAUUCCCAAGCGAAGCCGAUCAACUUGAAAGUUGGGGUUUGGCAUGUUUUACCGACGUAUGUUGUGAAAAAAUUUAACGAGCGGUUCCAUUUGAAUGAUCAAGCUCUUGCAGAAAUUAAUAACGCCACAGAUAUAUCGGACCCCGUUCUUGAUAGGGAUGAAUCCGCGUUGAAAGCCGAAUUCCCUUAUAUUAAUGAGCAAAAUGAGCAAGCAUUCUUCGAGCGAAUGCUACGUCAACCAGGAACGACGAUUGUUCUAUACUUGCAUGGAAACACUUCCUCACGUGGUGCACCCCAUCGAGUUGAUUUGUACAAACUCCUACGACGCCUAGGCUACCAUGUUAUUGCUUUUGACUAUAGAGGUUACGGAGAUUCAGACAAAGUACAACCCACUGAAGAAGGGGUCAUACUGGACUCACUGGCUGUGUAUAAAUAUAUUCGAAGCUUAACAAAGAACCCGGUGUUCUUAUGGGGUCAUUCAUUGGGCACUGGAGUAUCGACGCAUUUACUUUCUAUUCUGCAGCAAAUGAACGUAGAACAGCAGCCGCGAGCUGUUGUUCUUGAAAGCCCCUUCACAAGUAUCCGGGACGAAAUCCGUCAACAUCCAUUUUCUACGCUUUUCCGAAAUUUGCCUUGGUUCGAACAUACAAUUUCACGACCAAUGUAUGCAAAUUCCUUGCGUUUCGAAUCGGAUAAACACAUAAAUGAAUUCCGACAGCCGGUUCUGAUUUUACAUGCUGAAGACGAUAUAGUUGUUCCUUUCGAGCUGGGCUAUCGAUUGUAUCGUAUAGCGCUAGACAAUCGUGCAAAAUCGUGGGGACCAGUUGAGUUCCAUCGAUUUGAAGCCACAUCACGGUACGGUCAUAAAUUUUUAUGUCGCGCACCAGACUUACCAGAAAUCAUAAGUCAUUUCUUCAACACCUACCGUAAUGAGAUUUACUAAAUUUAGUAACUAAGUACGUAAUUACUGUGACAUAGUAAAUCUCGAAAAGUCAAAUCUUGAAUUAGUUUCAUUUCUCUAAUUAUAGUUGUUGUGAAUAAACUGUGACCUCUGGCUAUAAUUCAGUAUCUAUAACUAUUUAUAAGUGUAACUGAUUUAGACUUGAAAUUUUAUAUAUUAGCAAUGUUUUAUUGUUAAUUGUAUUCGAAUAAAAUUAUUUGAGUUUAUA
Messenger RNA from Hermetia illucens (black soldier fly), 2481 nucleotides. Its product is annotated as lysophosphatidylserine lipase ABHD12. Bases 1023 to 2255 code for a protein of 410 amino acids. The record is from RefSeq and is a predicted model, not a curated record. Gene Ontology annotation, molecular function: monoacylglycerol lipase activity; phosphatidylcholine lysophospholipase A1 activity. Gene Ontology annotation, cellular component: endoplasmic reticulum membrane. NCBI's taxonomy places the organism in Eukaryota, Metazoa, Arthropoda, Insecta, Diptera, Stratiomyidae. The transcript has 7 exons. Gene Ontology annotation, biological process: monoacylglycerol catabolic process; phosphatidylserine catabolic process.